Messenger RNA from Caenorhabditis sp. 36 PRJEB53466, 1280 nucleotides. The record is from the annotation of a GenBank genome assembly. NCBI's taxonomy places the organism in Eukaryota, Metazoa, Nematoda, Chromadorea, Rhabditida, Rhabditidae.
AUGAAUGCGUCUUCGUUCCCGUCCUUCUCGAAUGCCACGUCAUCCCCACAUGCGCCGACCUUCUCCGAACUGCUCGCCCUCGUCCUUCUUUUCAUCAAAAUCAUUCUGAACUCGGUCGGAUUCCUGCUAAACUGCUUGCUCCUCUGGCUCAUCAUCCAGAACAUUCGCAAGUUGCACACCACGUUCAGCAUCUUGCUCACCUACACUCUCGUCAAUGACAUCCUCAUCUCGACCACUCUUCUGCUUUGCCUCAAACGGUAAGUUGAUCCAUUCCUUCUUCAUUUUCCUCCAUAAUCCGAUCUGCAGAAUCGUCCAAUGUCACGAGACCGUUGCAAUGGUCUACUUCGGUCCGUGUUCCCUCGUUUCUCCGGAAUUCUGCCAUGUCCUCGAUUCAAUUCAUUUGCACGCCCUUCAGAAUUGGAUUCUCUCCCAGAUUCUCCUGAUUGGCUUCCGAACAGCAAUGCUCUCUUCUGUGCAGUCGUUCCUCUCCGUCAAGAAGACGGUCUCCUUCUGUAUUCUGGCGUGGCUUCCUGGCGGGGUCACACUCGUGAGUCAAAGUUAGAUAUGAUCACGAUUGAUUCGAGAAUUCCAGGUCCUCCACAUAAUGUACACCUUCUCCCCGGACCGUCUUCUCGCUUUGAUUCACCGUUGCUACGACGAAGAUUUCUCUCACAGCGUCGGUCAGUCCUAUAUUUCUUUCCGCCUGAUUAUCUCUUUUUGUCUUCAGUCAGUGGCUACGAAUCCUUCUACAACUCACCGAUGCCGUUCACACUCGUAAUGCUCCUCGUGCCCAACAUUCCCCACUAUUUCUUCGUGUACUGCUUCCGUCACAAACAGAAUCACGAUCUGAAACGACGGACAAUGUCCGUGACGACGCUCCGAAUGCAUUCGACACUCCGGAAAGUCUCCACGAUGAAGGCGUUCCUUCCGUUGUUCCUUCUCGCCGACGUUCUCAUUUUCUUCUUCUGUCAAAUGGAACUUCUUCCACCUCAAUUCAUGGAAUAUUUCCUUGGUUCGUCACUUCUUUCUCCUCCCCCUUUUUUUAAAGUUCGAACUUCCAGGAACGAUCUCCAGCUCGAUCAACAUUCUGAAUCCGAUCAUCGCAAUCUGCUGCUUUCGUCCAUAUCGGAGCAUGUUCAAAGAGUAUUACCGGUUUAUUAUAUCGUGAGUUAUCCAUCUCAAGAUCAUCACAAUAUGUUCAUUGCCAUUUCAGAAAGUUAUCUGCCCAUCCGAAAGUUGUGUUCUUGGAUGGAAGUUCAGACGAAAUUGUCAAUUUGUAA